GAGGCAUCUGAACCUGCGUGCCUUUAAUAGAGGCCUUCUGGAAUGGGUGUGUGCGUGCGUGCGCGUGCGUGCUUGUCCGAGAAUGUUUACUCACCAGCGCCUGUGCCUAUUGGGGGGAGUAAGUGGGAGGGGGCUGCUGCUAGGUGAGGGGGAGCUGCAGGGCCUCAGUUGCCAAGUAGCUGGUAGUAUCUGUCAGCUGUUUGCACACUCUUUACCCAUAGGGGAUCUAUUACAAGUGCUCAAAUGAACAGGCAGCUUAGGAACUAGCAGCUUCCUGGGAGCUGCAAUUACAUAAGCAUAUAUAUUUAAUAUAAUUGCCGAACAAGUAGCAGCGUUAUGCCUGGAUCAGCCACAGUGAUCCGACAAGAGAGACUGAAGAAGACCCACGCAAGGACAAUUCCCCUUGCUCUGUUCACCAUUACCGAGGAAGAGGAGCUGCAGAAGACUGGAAAUGCCAGAAGACCCAAAGCGUCUGAUGGCUAUAAAGUACAAGAGAAGAGAACCGCCCCCAGCCGCCCCACUUCUACAGUUUCAGGACAAACUAGCAACCACUCAGGAAAUAAGCCAGAUCCCCCACCUGUGCUACGGGUUGAUGACCGGCAGCGUCUGGCCAGAGAACGCCGCGAGGAACGAGAAAAACAGCUAGCUGCACGAGAAACUGUCUGGCUAGAGAGAGAGGAGCGAGCCCGGCAGCACUAUGAGAGGCACCUGGAGGCACGGAAGAAGAAGCUGGAGGACCAGCGGCUGAAGGAGGAGAGGAGGCGGGCUGCGGUGGAGGAGAAGCGGAGGCAGAGGCUGGAGGAGGACAAGGAACGCCAUGAAGCUGUCGUCCGACGGACAAUGGAAAGGAGCCAGAAGCCAAAGCAGAAGUAUAACCGGUGGUCAUGGGGAAGCCCUCUCCAUGGGAGUCCAAGCAUCCACAGUGAAGAUCCAGACAGGCGGUCAGUUUCCACCAUGAAUCUUUCGAAACAUGUUGAUCCUGUCAUUAGCAAGCGGCUCUCGUCCUCAUCUGCGACUUUGCUAAACUCUCCAGAUAGAGCUCGCCGCCUGCAGCUCAGCCCCUGGGAGAGCAGCGUUGUUAGCAGACUUCUGACGCCCACACAUUCGUUCCUGGCCAGAAGCAAAAGCACGGCCGCCUUGUCUGGAGACACAGUUACCCCCGUUUGUCCUCGUUCAGCAUCUUGCAACCCCGUCAUCAUGCCCUUCAAAGCUGCACACUCUAGAAACCCAGUGGAGCGACCAAAACUCUUUGUAACACCGCCCGAGAGCUCUGCACGAAGGAGGACCAUUCACGGGACCGCGAGCCAUAAAAGAGAGCGAGAAAGAGAACACAUUCCCUUCCACGUUUCCCCUGGUGUCCGCAGGACUCUGUCUCCGUCGAAUCUCAAAGCGAGGUCACCAGCUCCGGCCCGCCUUUGGCUCCCAUCCAAGUCCAUGCCUCAUCUACCUGGUACUCCCCGGCCCGCAUCCUCCUUGCCUCCUGGCUCAGUCAAAGCUGCUUCCACUCAGGCCCACUCCUCGUCUCCUGGCAAUAUCCGCCCUGUCAAGAGAGAAGUGAAAGCAGAGCCUGAGAAAAAAGAUCCUGAGAAGAAAGUAACCAAUGAGCCCUCAAUAAAAGGCAGGGCGCCAUUAGUGAAGGUAGAGGAGGUCACGGUCGAAGAGGGGACACCUGUGAAGCCAACUGACCCUGCUGCUCCAGCCUCAGCCCCCGUUCCAGCCCCGGCCCCUGCUCCAGCUACGGACCCAGCCCCAGGCCCAGUACCGUUGUCCACUGUGACUGUUGGUGUAGCUCCUAAGACUUCUGCAGGCACCACCGACCCAGAAGAGGCUACAAGGCUGCUGGCUGAGAAGAGGCGCCUAGCCAGAGAGCAAAGGGAGAAGGAGGAAAGGGAGAGGAAGGAAAAGGAGGAGCUGGAGAGACAAAAGAUAGAGGAAUUGGCUCGAAGGGUGGCCGAAGAGCGGAGUCGCAGGGAAGAGGAAGCCCGCAGGCUGGAAGCUGAGCAGGCCCGAGAGAAGGAGGAGCAGGCGCUGCGUCUGGCUGAGGAGGAGCGGGAGCGGUGGGAGAGGGAGGAGGUGGAGCGCGUGCAGAAGCAGAAAGAAGAAGAAGCCCGAGCCAGGGAGGAGGCAGAGAGGGCUCGGCAGGAACGAGAGAAGCAUUUCCAGAAGGAAGAGCAGGAACGCCUGGAGAGGAAGAAGCGACUUGAAGAGAUUAUGAGAAGAACCAGGAGAACAGAGACAGCGGACAAGAAAACCACUGAGCAAAGAAAUGGUGACAUAGCCAAAGGAGUUUUCACUGGAGAGAGAGACGUAUCUGCACUGCCAUGUAUGAACUCUCCAGCAAGUGGAGAGUCCGCAGAGAGCCCACAUGGAGUCGCUUUACAGCAGUCAGAGGUAACCACAGAGAGUUCUCCAGAUUUGGAAAAACAGCCAAAUGAAAAUGGAAUGUCCGUACAAAAUGAAAAUUUUGAAGAAAUUAUAAACUUGCCUGUUGGAUCAAAAGCGUCCAGAUUAGAUGUCACCAAUGAAAGCCCAGAAAUUCCUUUGAAACCAGUUUUGGCCUUUAAUGAUGAAGGGACACUUGGGCCCCUACCUCAGGUAGAUGGUGUGCAGACACAACAGAUUGCAGAAGUUAUAUGAGCAUUUCCUCUGAAGAACCAAAGCAAACAUUUUCUACAACAGAUGGGAUUUCAGGCUCCAAAGGAGCGCCUCCUCCGCUUUUCUAAAGAGUUCUUGACCAUCAUUUUUAAGAGACGUAUUAAAGACAACUAAAGAUAACAGACUCGGUAGCUUCCCUAAUCAUUUCGCCAAGAGAAAGAAGUGCUCCUUAAUCUGAUACCCUGAGAUGGUAUUUUCCAACGUGUUCCUUCUUAGUAAAUCAAUAUUUUUCUGCGUUCUUAAGAAAAAAAAAAAAAA
This is a messenger RNA of Arvicanthis niloticus (Nile rat), 2913 nucleotides long. The record is from RefSeq and is a predicted model, not a curated record. NCBI's taxonomy places the organism in Eukaryota, Metazoa, Chordata, Mammalia, Rodentia, Muridae.